This is a messenger RNA of Chanos chanos (milkfish), 3534 nucleotides long. It is a transcript of the gene fgfr2, whose product is annotated as fibroblast growth factor receptor 2. Gene Ontology annotation, biological process: positive regulation of kinase activity; protein phosphorylation; multicellular organism development. The coding region runs from base 762 to 3281 and encodes 839 amino acids. The transcript is spliced from 18 exons. Gene Ontology annotation, cellular component: signaling receptor complex; plasma membrane. Gene Ontology annotation, molecular function: ATP binding; fibroblast growth factor receptor activity; fibroblast growth factor binding. Lineage: Eukaryota; Metazoa; Chordata; Actinopteri; Gonorynchiformes; Chanidae. The record is from RefSeq and is a predicted model, not a curated record.
GAGUUGCCCUUACAUUGGGCCAAGCCAGGGGCUUCGAAACUGGGUUUUGUGAUUGGAGGAGGGCGACUAAAAAACUUUAGCCAGGAAACGGCUCGAGUUUCAUGGGGGAGUGACAUGUCUUGAGGAGGUUUGAGGGAGAGAGUGGGGACGUAAGACGAAGGGAAAAGGACUCGUAAACUUGACAAAGCGUCUGAACAAAUCUGGAAUCCUGGGAGGACGAUCGGUCGUGUGGAAUCCUCGAAGUUAAUGGAUCUUAUAUGGCUUACUGAGGACGCAGAUACGCCCAGCCAUUGUAUGAAAUAGCCCGUAAAAUGUUUCGCUUACUUUCCAUUUUUUAGAAGACAUGAUAAUGGGAAUUUAGACAACUUCACCGUUGCUGUUUGUGAGACAGUAACUACUUGGUGCGCACCAAAAGAAACAUUCGGGGACGUGUUCUCGGGCUUCUUUCAGAGGAUCUACAAACGCACAAGUAUUAUGGUCAUACAAAGUUGAACGUGUUCUGUCGUGUCGUGUCUGAUUUGAGAGUUUCUUCACCGAAAAGUCUGGAAUAGAGUACGAUUGCCGCUUCGGCAUUUUGUUGUUGUAAGGAGCACACGCACCAUCGGGAGUACGCAUUCCACCAUCGAUUUGCCCAUGCACCCGCCUAUGAAUGCGGAUCUAAACCCUCAGUACUUUGGUCCAUAGCGCCCAGGAGAUUGGGGGAGUUCCAUUGAGUGACAAACCUGUCAGUCCAUAUUUCAUGAUUGGGUGGAACUCCUCAGAUGGGGUCCGUGUCCAGGCGGAGGCCAAGGCGGCUGGGAUGGGGACAUACACCUGCCACUAACAGGAUGUUUUUGCGGGCAUGGCUGUCGGGGGCACUCCUGUUGUCUCUGGCAGCAGUCUCCAUGGCACGGCCAGCCUACACGGCCAGCGAAGAGGAGGACACUGCACAUGAGCCUGAAGAGCCUCCAACCAAAUACCAAAUCUCUAAGCCCACGGCGUGCUCUGUGCACCCGGGGGACCCAUUGAAGCUCAGCUGUCCGCUGCCCGAGGCGGCAGCCAUCGUCUGGACCAAAGACGGCUCCUCGCUGGGCCCUGACAACCGCACGCUCAUAGAGAAAGAGUGGCUGCAGAUCCGUGAUACGACGCCCAAGGACUCGGGCCUGUAUGCAUGUAACACGGCUGGCCCUGAGGCCGGCAAUACGCUUUGCUUCAUUGUUAACAUCACAGAUGCCACUGCGUCCGGAGAUGAUGAGGACGACACGGAGCGAUCGGAAGAUGUCAGUGUGGAUGGAGAGCAAAUUCGGGUGCCAUACUGGACAAUGCCGGAGAAGAUGGAGAAGAAGCUACAUGCUGUCCCAGCAGCAAACACUGUAAAGUUCCGCUGUGCUGCAGGAGGGAACCCUCGACCUAAGAUGCGCUGGCUGAAGAAUGGAAGACCCUUCCUGCAGGAAGACCGCAUGGGAGGCUACAAGGUGCGACACCAGCACUGGACAUUGAUCAUGGAGAGUGUGGUGCCAUCAGAUAAGGGAAACUACACUUGCCUGGUGGAGAAUCAGUAUGGCUCCAUCAACCACACUUACACCUUGGAUGUAGUUGAACGUUCUCCACAUAGGCCCAUCCUUCAGGCCGGCCUUCCAGCCAACAUCACUGUGCAUGUCGGGGAAGAUGCUCGAUUUGAAUGUAAGGUUUAUAGCGAUGCCCAGCCUCACAUCCAGUGGCUGCAGCACAUUGUGAAAAACGGAAGUCGGUUUGGACCUGACGGACAGCCAUAUGUGCGGGUGCUUAAGACCGCAGGUGUAAACACCACGGACAAAGAGAUCGAAGUCCUGUACUUGCCCAAUGUGACAUUGGAGGAUGCUGGGGAGUAUACGUGCUUGGCGGGUAACUCUAUUGGGAUCUCCUUUCACAGUGCUUGGUUAACGGUUCUUCCAGCCAAUACUGAUAUCAUCCAACCUGAUUACCCCCCUGACUACGUGGAGAUCGCCAUCUACUGCAUUGGAGUCUUCCUCAUUGCCUGUAUGGUUGUGAUUGUGGUGGUUUGCAGAAUGCGGACCACCGCCAAGAAGCCUGACUUUGGCGGCCAGCCUGCCGUCCACAAGCUGAGCAAACAGAUUCCCCUGCGUCGCCAGGUAACAGUAUCAUCUGACUCCAGCUCAAUGAGUUCCAGUACACCACUGGUCCGUAUCACCACAAGGCGUAGCUCCACCCAAGAUGACCCGAUCCCCGAGUACGAUCUUCCUGAAGACCCGCGUUGGGAGUUCUGCCGAGACAAGUUGACGCUGGGGAAGCCGCUGGGUGAGGGCUGUUUUGGACAGGUGGUGAUGGCCGAAGCUGUGGGGAUUGAUAAAGACAGACCUAAGGAGGCCAUGACCGUGGCAGUGAAGAUGCUGAAAGGUGAUGCGACAGAGAAGGAUCUGUCUGACCUGGUGUCGGAGAUGGAGAUGAUGAAGAUGAUUGGCAGACACAAGAACAUAAUUAACCUACUGGGCGCGUGCACUCAGGACGGUCCUCUGUAUGUGAUAGUGGAGUAUGCAUCUAAGGGGAAUCUGAGGGAAUAUUUACGUGCCCGACGCCCUCCUGGGAUGGAAUACUCUUAUGACAUCGCCCGUGUCUCUGACGAACCCCUGACCUUUAAAGACCUGGUCUCAUGUGCUUAUCAGGUGGCUCGAGGCAUGGAAUACCUCGCUUCACAAAAGUGUAUACACAGGGAUCUAGCUGCCAGAAACGUGUUGGUAACAGAGAGCAAUGUGAUGAAGAUUGCAGACUUUGGCCUGGCCAGAGAUGUGCACAACAUUGAUUACUACAAAAAGACCACCAAUGGUCGACUCCCUGUGAAGUGGAUGGCUCCAGAGGCACUGUUUGACCGCGUGUACACACACCAGAGUGACGUCUGGUCGUUUGGUGUGCUUCUAUGGGAGAUUUUCACUCUGGGUGGCUCUCCAUACCCUGGCAUUCCCGUGGAGGAGCUCUUUAAACUGCUUAAGGAGGGACAUCGGAUGGACAAGCCUGGAAACUGCACCAACGAACUGUAUAUGCUGAUGAAAGACUGCUGGCAUGCCGUCUCCUCACACAGACCCACCUUCUCACAGCUGGUCGAGGACUUGGACCGCAUCCUCACCUUGGCAACCAAUGAGGAGUAUUUGGACCUGUGCGCUCCGGCUGAGCAGUACUCACCAAGCUUUCCGGACACACGCAGCUCCUGCUCUUCUGGAGACGACUCUGUGUUCUCCCAUGAUCCUCUACCAGACGAGCCCUGUCUACCCAAAUACCCGCACGCAAACGGUGGGGUGAAGACAUGAGUCACUCGCCAACUUCUUCUCCAUCACGCCCUACCACACAAUUCAGACGAAACAUUCCCCACAAUCAGCCCCCUGCCGCCUCCACUGGACACACUGGGCUGAGCAGGACGGUACUGGCAGGACGGUACUGGGGUAGUAGUGGUGAGGAGGGGGGGCUGUGACAGUCAUGCUUUCAGAACCGAACUGAAGUGUGUGGAAGACACACACAUGCACAUGCACACACACACACACACACACAUUCACAUUCACAUAC